This is a messenger RNA of Asterias rubens (European starfish), 2183 nucleotides long. RefSeq names its product crystallin J1A-like. Lineage: Eukaryota; Metazoa; Echinodermata; Asteroidea; Forcipulatida; Asteriidae. The record is from RefSeq and is a predicted model, not a curated record. The coding region runs from base 231 to 1025 and encodes 264 amino acids. The transcript is spliced from 7 exons.
UUUUCAAAAUCGGUAAAGGGGAACCCAAGAUAAUCCCCUCUCUGAGGGCCUUUAUAGUGCUGAACUCUCCAAAGGACUUGAAACAAGUUUAUUAAUUGUUACAUACAAAAAACACACACGUUUCAGUGGAAGUUCUACAGUCGGCUGGCUAGCUGCGCGUGUGUGCGGCGGGUGUCUGGUGAUCAAAACAUUGCGAAAAUCAUGCAUAAUAUUCGACAGUGAAACCCAAAAUGUCGGCUGAUCAGAAAGAGAGGGCAGUGGCAGCCAUUGUAGGGUGUGUUGUCAGUGAUGCUGCAGCCCAGCCACUACAUUGGAUUUACAACCUAGGCAAGCUGGAUGGCAUCGUCGGCAGUCGCAGAGACUCAGUUGAAUUCUGGGAACCGUCUCACAACCCAUUCUAUUGUAUUGAGACUGGACAGGGCACCAGUUACGCUGACCAAACCCAAACACUGCUGGAGUCCUUGGUUGCUUGUGAAGGUUUCAACAAGGCAGAUUUUGCACAGAGAUUAAAAGCCACAUUUGGGCCAGGUUCACGCUAUGACAACCAGCUGAAUAGCAAGUAUGUUAUGAAGAGUGGCAAGCAGAAGGGAUACCCAAUCGAUGGUCCCUGGAACCCAAAGGUCAUGAAGGACUUCUUGGCCAAGUACGCUCAGGGUAUGCAGUUCACAGGGAGUAGAGAUGUGGCCGACAUGGGUGCUGUCGUUCCAGUUGUUGCCAUGGUAGCAAUGUACGCAGGUAGAACAGAAAUGCUGGAAAAAGUGGAAGAGGCUUUAACUGUGCUUUACGAACUUGAGGAGGCAGUCGCCGUAGGGAUGGCUGCUGCCAGAAUUCUGGAGCAGUUCGUGUUGCAUCCUGGAAUGGAUGGUGUCGCUGCCAUUGGAGCCGUUAUGCAACAGCUGUCCGACCCGAAGAGGGCCAACCCUAACGACCUUGACAGAGCUGUGAUUGGUCAAUUGAAGAAUGUACUGGAGAAGAAGACUAGUGAGCAUCGUCAUGCGGCCAAGAAGUUCUUUUUGAACAGCUGAGACCUACCCGGGGCCUUUCAGUCGGCCCUUCAUUCGCUGAUAAACCACACUGACUUGGCAGCUGGUGUCCGGACGACCAUCAUGGCCGGAGGAUGCAAUGCGAGUCGCUCGGGGUUCAUCGGCUCUUGUCUCGGAGCAAGAAACGGCUCACAGGGUAUCCCAGAGACCUGGAAAUCCAAGACCUUCUCCUACUCCAAGGUCUUAGAACUUUCACAAAAGUUGGUUGCAAUUAAACUUCCAGAAUAACUUAAUCAUCUCAGGAAUUGUAUUAUAAUAUUUUCAUAUCUUUAGUAUUUGGAACUUAAAUAUUUCCAUGACAUUUUGUUGAAUUUAUGAUGAAGUUGGACUAAAAUGUCUUUGUACAUGUUUAAUUUUUGACGGCAAUGCCAUAUCAAUAAUGUCAUGGAAGAAUUUGAACCGAAUACCGAGAUAUAUUUAUCAGUAGCAAGGGUUAGCUAUACUCAAUUAAGUGCCGACCGCAAAAUGUGUAUGCAUGUGAUGCGAACAAACACACAAGUUAUUCGUAUAACACUUGCAAUUACAUGUUAUUAGCUUACCAGAGAACAUGCUUACCUUACAAUCGUUAUCAAAGUAUCAUCGCAAGUCUUUCUUCACAAACUAUCUUGUAUGUGCACGACGGCAGCAGUAUUCAAUAUUUUGCACUUAAAUUGUGUGCUGAUCGAAGUGGCUUAAUUUUUCUUCUGAGCCGGUCGCCAUCGAGUGGUGGUCAGGACGACCAGCAAUAUUUUGAUGUCUCUUUAAACAUUUCAAGUAGAAACUUAUUUGACAAACGAUGUAUUAAAGUACUGGUAAACAAUUUUGCAUUUAUAAACAACUAGUUAUGCCCAACUAGCCCAAGAAAAACAGAAAAAUGUUUGCCAUAUUUUUGAGCCAUAAUAUGAAUUGCACCACCAGUGAUGCAUUUCAAUCACAUUUUAUUCAAAACAACAACUUAGUUAUAGAGAAUUUUACAUUUCUGAAUAAUAUGUCAUAUAUUUAUUGAGAAAGCUCAUAAAAUUGUUUCUUUGUUACCAGAGGCAGCUGUUAAUAUGUUUAACAAUUUUUGUAUGGUAUCAAUAAAGUGAUUAUUUAUCAAUUAGAACUUGUUGUCUCUAUAAGUAAAUGCAGUGAGUAUCGAGUGACAAGAAAACUUAAGUA